Penicillium vulpinum is the source of this 1644-nucleotide messenger RNA. RefSeq names its product Major facilitator superfamily domain general substrate transporter. The transcript has a single exon. Gene Ontology annotation, molecular function: transmembrane transporter activity. Gene Ontology annotation, biological process: transmembrane transport. The coding region runs from base 1 to 1644 and encodes 547 amino acids. NCBI's taxonomy places the organism in Eukaryota, Fungi, Ascomycota, Eurotiomycetes, Eurotiales, Aspergillaceae. The record is from RefSeq and is a predicted model, not a curated record.
AUGAAGGCCACCAAGAAUCUUCAGCCGGUCUCGGCUUCCCAUACCGAGAAUGUGCCUUCACUUCACACCAUCCCAGCCGACCAGGAACGCACAACUAAGGCUCUAAUCGUCGGAGGAAAAUACCGGGACGAAGUUUUAGAAGAGGACACCCAGGAAUCCGAUAGCAGCUUAUUGCAAGAGGUCAAUGUUGAUCUUCCCCUUACAGCCACAAAGGUUAAGCAGCACGAUGGCCAAGAGUUCAUCGUGCUUGAAUUCGUGGAUGGAGAUAAAGAGAACCCUUUCAACUGGAGUUCAGGCCGAAAGGCCUUCAUCAGUGCCCAGCUUUGCCUCAUGACACUUUUCAUUGGUCUCGCUACCACAGCGUACAGCUCUGGAAUCUCAGGCAUGGUAGCGGAUUUAGCAACAUCAGAGGAAAUUGGAAAGCUUGGUCUAUUCACCUUCAACUUUACUUGCGCACUUGCUCCCCUUUUCCUUGCCCCAUUCUGUGAGCUGGCUGGUCGACGAGUGAUCUAUGUUGGUGCCUAUGUCUGCUUCUGUCUUAUGUUUAUUGGCCUUGCGCUAGGCAAGAACAUUGCCACAAUCCUAGUCUGUCGUGCCCUGCUGGGUCUUUUUGGUUGUGUUGGUACAAUCCUUGUUGGCGGAACUUUUGGAGACAUGUAUACCCCCGAGCAUCGUGCUAUCCCCAUGGCUUGUUUCUCCUUCAUCGCUAUCCUCGGUACAGUCGGUGCACCAAUCUACGCCGGCUUCAUUGACCAGGCUCUUGGCUGGCGCUGGCUCGAGGGUAUCCAGGGUCUGGCAAAUAUCCCCCUUGGUAUCGUUAUUGCCAUUUGCCUACCCGAAACUCGUGGCAGUGUAUGCCUUACCAAGCGUGCGAAGAAAAUUCGCCAAGCCACUGGCGACGACCGUUUCGUGACCCACAACGAUAUCGAAGCCCCCGGGAUUAAACACAUGUUGCACAACUCCUCUGUAAAAGCCGUGAAGAUGCUCUUUACUGAGCCAGUCGUCUUCGCCUUUGGUCUCUGGAUCAGUUUUGCCUGGUUCCUAACCUUCCUCUUCCUUUCCGUCAUUCCAAUCACCUUCCAAGAAAAGCGCGGCUGGAACGAAGGAAUCUCGGGUCUUCCCUACAUAUCCCUCUGCCUCGGAACCACCAUCGGCUUCGGUCUCAACUUUCUGCAAAUCAGAAAAUACAACUCUCUCACCUCCGACCCCAACCUUGAGAUCGCACCCGAAGCUCGGUUGUAUGGUGCCCUAUGCGGAGCAGUCUGGCUGCCAAUCGGAUUGUUCGUCUACAGCUUCACCCAGUACGAGGGCCUCCCCUGGAUCGGCCCAGUCAUUGGACUUGCCCUCAUCACCAUCGGUAUCUUCUUCAUCUUUGAGUCCUGCUACAGUUACACGGCCGAUUGUUAUGGAGAACACUCUUCUUCUGCCAUUGCCGGUCAGGGUUUCAUGCGCAAUACACUUGGUGCUGUGUCCCCACUGUUUGCUUCGCAGUUCUUCCACAACAUGGGUAGUCAGUACGCUGGAUUGCUGUUGGCAUUGGUGGCGACUGUCUUGACGUUUAUUCCGUUCAUUCUGUUCAAGUUUGGCCCUGCCUUGCGUGCACGUUCUAAACUUGCCUCCGCCACUGUGAACGGCACAAACUAA